AUGGGAAAAUAUGAUUAUGACCUCGGUGACAAUAAGUUUAAGCGAUGUCGCAGCCCGGGUCUGGACGGUCCUCAUCAUUAUCAAAUCGCCAAUCGAGGAGGCCUGCUCCUAGCUGUACCUGCAGACUCACUUUGGGUGGACAUCCUUCGUUUCUCAACUGACGGGGGUCGUUGUUGGCACAACAUUCCCCUCACACCUUCCCCCAAACCCACAUCUGAAGAUGAUGCGAAGGUUCAUGAGGGAGCAAAUCAAUCACCUCCACUACAGCACCACUCCAUCACUUCUCCAAACGCCUUGACCCUUCAGAAUGACACAUUUUCUAGCCCAGAUCUCGUUGAGGAAGAGUCGGUUGUCUUCACUGGUCUCGUUACAGAACCAGGAGGUCGAGCGAUGACAGUAGCGGUCUAUGGCUACGGCACAGUUACCCAACGUUGGCGAGUCGCCGUGGUGGAUUUCGCUAACAAUGGUUUCAUCACUAAGAACUGUACUGUAGACGACUACGAACUAUGGUAUCCGCAUAGGACCGAUAUCAAAGAGGAUGAUCCUAGUAAUGGCUGUUUACUUGGAGUACGGGAAACCUCCUACAGACUGAAAGAAAAUUCUUUGUGCUUCUCUAACUCGGAGUUUCAAUCGCUUCAAUCGUACGAGGUUUGUGAAUGCACGGAACUGGAUUAUGAGUGGUAUGUCAAUUGGCUCUUAAAAUGUUGUUUUUCGAACUCAGUCUAA
Messenger RNA from Rodentolepis nana, 726 nucleotides. The record is from the annotation of a GenBank genome assembly. NCBI's taxonomy places the organism in Eukaryota, Metazoa, Platyhelminthes, Cestoda, Cyclophyllidea, Hymenolepididae.